Molecule: messenger RNA, 2318 nt
Organism: Cavia porcellus (domestic guinea pig)
Lineage: Eukaryota; Metazoa; Chordata; Mammalia; Rodentia; Caviidae
Gene: Coq10a
Product: coenzyme Q10A
Exons: 5
Coding region: 342-1073 (243 amino acids)
Biological process (GO): ubiquinone biosynthetic process; cellular respiration
Cellular component (GO): mitochondrion
Molecular function (GO): ubiquinone binding
Source: RefSeq, a predicted model, not a curated record
CAAGUAGUUUUUGCCUGGCGACCUCGCGCCCCCAAGCUGCCUCUGCAGCUUCUGAAACGCACUCCCAACGCCCUUUCUCCCUGGAGGUGGGAACUACAUCUCCCGGCAGGCAGCGUCGCCCCCUCCUUCCUCCCUCUCCAGCUCUGGAGCCCUGGCAGCCGCGUGACCCGAGGGUACCCGAGCUGCGGUCGCGGCUUCAGUUUUAUCUCCCCAGCUGCCUGGGAGGGAGCGGAACGAGAGGAGCCGCAGCCUCGCAUCGUCUCUGCGCUCUGGGGCGCUGAACCGCAGGCAACUCUUGAGCUGCUCCAGCUCCGCCGCGAGCGCCCCGCGGGGUAGCGCGCAUGGCCUCUGCGGGCGCGCGGCCGCUGCGGGCCGGGGUGCACGCGGCGGCCCAGCGCCCUGGCUGUCUCUUGCUCCGCCCGGCCCCGCCCCGGGGCCCUCCGAGACCACCGGGACCAAUGAGGUUUCUGAUCUCCUGUAGCCUCUUCUUGCCCCGCGCUGCACAGGCCUUGGCAGCGGAGGCCGGCUUACCCUCCAGUCGUUCCUUCAUGGGCUUUACUGCUCCCUUCACCAACAAGCGAAAGGCCUACUCGGAGCGCAGGAUCAUGGGGUACUCAAUGCAGGAGAUGUAUGAGGUGGUAGCCAAUGUCCAGGAGUAUCGUGAGUUUGUGCCCUGGUGUAAGAAGUCUCUGGUGGUAUCCAGCCGCAAGGGUCACCUGAAGGCUCAGUUGGAGGUGGGCUUUCCACCAGUCUUGGAGCGCUAUACCUCUGCGGUUUCCAUGGUCAAACCUCACAUGGUCAAGGCUGUUUGCACUGAUGGCAAGCUCUUCAACCACUUAGAGACUAUUUGGCGAUUCAGCCCUGGUAUUCCUGCCUAUCCCCGAACCUGCACUGUGGACUUUUCGAUUUCCUUUGAAUUUCGCUCUUUGCUGCACUCCCAGCUGGCCACCAUGUUUUUCGAUGAGGUUGUCAAGCAAAACGUUGCUGCUUUUGAGCGCCGGGCGGCCACCAAGUUUGGUCCAGAAACAGCUAUCCCUCGUGAACUGAUGUUCCAUGAGGUGCACCAGACUUGAGGCAAUGGAUUGUUCCCUAGCCUUCACUCACUCACUAGCCUCUCCACCCAAUUCUUUUAUUUAUUUGGUUUGGCUCCUACUCCAAUCUGAGAGGAGUCAGUAACACUGUUCCUCCUAUUCUCCAGAAAUUGGGCCCUGCACUGGCUGGAAAUGCUGGGGGAGAAAGGUAGAGGUUAUACAAGUUAGAUAUGCCCAGGAAAGGGUCAGUCUUAUCCCAGAAGUCCUGUAUGUCUGCAGCCUGUACACAGUGUUUUUUUUUUGAGACAGGGUUUCACUAAGCAGUUUAAGCUGGUCUUGAACUCACUUUAUGGCCCAGGCUGGCUUUGAAUUCACAGUGAUCUUCCUGCCUCAGCCUCCCCAAUGCUGGUAUUAUAGGCAUGCACCACACCUGGUUGUGCGGUUCUCUCUGGGUCCUGGCAGAACACCUUGAUAUCUCACUGGGAAGAGAACAAUUUCUUUUUUUUUCUUUUUGGUACCAGGGAUCAAACUCAUGAUCUUACACUUGUUAGGCAGGCACUUAAGCCGCUGAGCUAAAUCCCCAGCCACGAGAACAAUUUCUUGAACCCUUGAAUAAACUGAACUUCUCUUCUGAAACAGAGAUACUUGGUAGUAAAUAACUUUUGCCCUGCCUGAGGUUCCUCAGGAAAAACACUGCCUGCCCUCAGCUUGAAAUCCAUACUGCCUCAGUUCAAGAAUAUUUCCAAGUCAGGACCAGGGAUUUAGCUCAGUGGCGUAAGCACCAGCCUUACAAGUGGGCAGUCAUGAGUUCACUCCCCGGUACCAAAAAAAAAAAAAAACAAAAAACACUAUUUCUAAGUCAAGUGUGCUGGCACAGUCCUAUAAUCUCAGCAUUCAGGAGGCUGAGGCAGGAACAUCACCAGUUUGAGAUCAUUCUCAGCUAUACAGUGAGUUCAAGGCUGGCUCGGACUACAUAGUGAGACCCUACCUAAAAAAAAAAAAAAAAAAAGUGGUGGGGUGGGGAUGGUGGUGCCCACCUGUAGAGGAGUACCUCAAGUUUGAGGUCAGCCUGGACUGUACAAAACGACCCUGUCUCAAAAAACAAAAAAAAAAAUAAAAAGUAUUUCUGUGCUGCUACUAAGUAGUCAGUAACUGUCUUAGCAUAUCAAUGCCACAGGGCCAAAGAAAACACUAAAGAAGUUGUCUUUGUACUCUUGGAUUGAUUUGUACCUUAUUCUUCCAUAUGGCUUAAAUUUUUAUAAAAUUUCAAUAAAUUGUGAGUGUGAA